This is a messenger RNA of Auanema sp. JU1783, 1749 nucleotides long. Lineage: Eukaryota; Metazoa; Nematoda; Chromadorea; Rhabditida; Rhabditidae. The record is from the annotation of a GenBank genome assembly.
AUGAAAAGCUUGCUCAUCCUAUUCACAUCCAUUAGUAUUGCUCUGUGUAGUGCUGCGGAUAAUACCCUUUUCAUAUGCAAGAAUUCUGAUGGAUUGACCAUUGCCACCGAUAGCUCCGCUGAUGCUUUAUGCAAGAAGAAGGAAGCGAAAGCCCUUUAUCGAAAUGAGAUCAAUGAAACUGGUUGGGCUUAUUUGGAAAUGAGUAUACUGGAUAAGCAAAUGGAUAUGCUUGAUCAAGGAUAUGUGAUGGGAUAUACUGAGGGACGUCUAACUCAGAAACUCAUAACCUAUCAUAUAAACAACAUGAUCAAGCCAUACUGCAAAGGAAACAAAGAGUAUUGCAAUAAGUUGUUUGCUUAUUUGGAAACGAACUUCAAUUGGACAAUGAAUCAAAUCAAGCAAAAUCCUAGCAGUACCUAUUGGAAACAAGUUCAUAUGACUAUAAGACAGAUACAGGGAAUCAUCGAUGGUUAUAGUGGAAUCAUCUCAGAGAAGCUGCCAUCCAAAGAUAUUGUCAGACAUCCUAUUUAUAUGCUUCAAUGGCUAGGUGAUUUCAUGGACUUAGAGAAGAAGUUCGAUAAGAAGGAUGGUCCUAUCAAAACAGGAAAAACACAUUGCUCUGCUAUCGUCAAGCUUUUACCUGAUUUCUCGGAUAUUUUGUUUUCACAUGUCACCUGGUUUACAUACGCAAGUAUGACUAGAAUUCAAAAGAAAUACUCUUUUGCUCUUGAUAUUCCUGGCCACACAUACAGUUUCAGUGGAUAUCCAGGAACUGUCAAUUCGAUAGAUGAUUUCUUGAUAUCGUCUGCAAAACUAGCAAUCUUAGAAACAACAAUUGAAUUACACAAUGAAAAGCUUUACAAGUUUAUGAUUCCUGAGAGUCUUCCUACAUAUCUUAGAACUCAGAUCGCCACUAGAGCAGCAAACAAUGGCUCCACUUGGGUCCAAACUUUUUCAAAAUAUAACAGUGGAACCUAUAACAACCAAUUUGUCGUCUUAGAUUACAAGCUAUUCAAGAAAGGAGAACGAACUCAAACUUUAGGACUAUUGACUGUUAUGGAACAAAUGCCAUCUCAUAUUGCUCGUGCUGACAAGAGUCACCAACUGUUCGAGACUACCUAUUGGCCAAGUUAUAACAGAGCCUAUUUCCCUGAUAUCUUCAAUAUAAGUGGCGCAACUCAUAUGGUUCAGCAGUUUGGGGAUUGGUACAGUUAUGAUCAUGCACCACGGGCUAAUAUUUUCCGAAGAGAUCAUCAUUUCGUAGUGGAUCUUGUUACUCUAAUCAAGCUUAUGAGGUCCAACAAUUACAAAACGGACGAGUUUUCCCACUGCCACGAAUGCGACCCUCCUUAUUCAGCCGAAAGUGCUAUCUCUGCUCGUGGAGAUUUGAAUGAUCCUGAUGGCUUUUACCCAAUUGCUGAUCGUGGUUUCUUAGACAUGGGUGCUACAGAUGUUAAGGUCACAAACGCCGAGCUCAUGGAGAAGUUCCAAUUUGCAGCCAUCUCCGGCCCCACAAAUUACCCAACACCAGUCUUCAAUUGGAAUACAUCUCUUUUCCGUGAUACAGUUGCACACGAAGGACAACCCACUGUGUGGAGAUUUCCAACAGUUACUCACGAAUGGCAGUUUUCAAGAGACGACGUGGAUAGUAAGCCAUCGGAAGAACCAAGAAUGGAAGGCUUUCUUGCUCAUGCAUACAGAGUUUUCAAUCCACUUAUUAAUUUUUUCUAUUGUUAUAAGACUUGUUAA